Molecule: messenger RNA, 827 nt
Organism: Populus trichocarpa (black cottonwood)
Lineage: Eukaryota; Viridiplantae; Streptophyta; Magnoliopsida; Malpighiales; Salicaceae
Exons: 7
Coding region: 1-624 (207 amino acids)
Biological process (GO): positive regulation of ATP-dependent activity; protein folding
Cellular component (GO): cytosol
Molecular function (GO): protein-folding chaperone binding; ATPase activator activity
Source: RefSeq, a predicted model, not a curated record
AUGAGAUGGGGAGGGGGGGGUAUCUCUGGCCGAGAUUCCCCGAGGGGGAGAGAGAGAGAGAAUGGAGGAGGAGGGUCAUAUAGGUAUUGGGUGAGGGAAGCAACAGCUGACGCAGCUCCUCUUUCUCUUCCUAAGAAGCUCUCCCCUCAGCACCUUCUUUCUCAACCGAACUCCCUCGGUUCUGUCUGGAAUACGGCUGGAACAUGGGAGAAGAAAAAUCUUAAUAAUUGGGCCACCCAUCGGAUCAAGGAACUGAUCGUGUCGGUGGGCUCCUUGGAGUUCUCUGGUGGCAAAGCACAAAUAGCAAAAGUGUCGAAAUGUUCUGGUGAUGCAUUCUUGGUAAUUGUGAGGAACAAGAAACUUGUUGGAUAUACCUAUGAAUUGACACUGAAAAUUAAAGGGGAAUGGAUUGUCAAAGAGGAGAAAAGGAUGGUAAAGGGCCACUUGGAUUUUCCGGAGUUUUCAUUUGGUGAGCUGGAUGACCUGCAGAUGCAAGUACGGCUUAGCGACGAGAAGGAUCUCUCACGGCAAGAUAUGCUACAGAUCAGUCAGAAUUUGAAGCUGUUUUUACAGCCUGUCCGUGAAAAAUUGCUCCAAUUUGAGCAGGAGCUCAAAGAUAGGUAGAAAUGGGGGCCAGGAAAGGCAUGUUUCCUCGAAGUUAGACGGCAACCUUAAUAAUUUGCAACGAUCUUUUUUUUUUUUCCCAACAUAUGUAACGGAACAAAGGAUUGUUAAAGGAGACAACAGUUACCUGGGCAUACUCUAAACUUGAGAUGGACUUUAUUGGAUACUUCUAUUAUGUCAAAUGCAUCUUGCAGAUUUAUCUA